Messenger RNA from Octopus sinensis (East Asian common octopus), 699 nucleotides. RefSeq lists its product as uncharacterized. NCBI's taxonomy places the organism in Eukaryota, Metazoa, Mollusca, Cephalopoda, Octopoda, Octopodidae. The transcript has a single exon. The record is from RefSeq and is a predicted model, not a curated record. The coding region runs from base 1 to 699 and encodes 232 amino acids.
AUGGCUGAACAAGAUGACUUCAAAAUGUGGCUCUUAGAAGUUGGAAAUGGAACCCUCUCCAACAAUGAAGGACUGGAAGAAAACCUCAUAGAAAUUCCCCAAAACAUGAUAUCUACAAAUAACAUUGUUAGAGAACUUUUGGUGGAAAAACAAAGAUUGUCUUCACAUAAACACAUAAUAUUAUUAUUGCCUAGUAAGGCAACAACCUGCAGAAGCUUUGACACCAUUGUUGAAGAAAAUAACGAAGCUGUUAUACAUUGUCCAGUAGAGUUUUUAAAAUAUACUGACCUUGAAGAGGCAUUCGAUAGUCAUGCUGCUAAAGAACCUGAAUCCAGUGAGAGGUUCACUCAAGGAUUUUUUCAUUCAUGGAAAAUACUUAGUGGAAGUAAGAAAGAUGAGGAGGCCUUUAUUCCGCGCAUAAACCUCCGUCCCAGUGAUACAACCCUUCCCUUUAGUAUGAAUAGACAACAGCUUCCUGUUAUCCCAGCAUUUGCAAUGACUAUAAACAAAUCACAAGGGCAGAGCUUCAAUACUGUUGACAUCAUCCUACCAUCACCAGUUUUCAGCCAUGGACAACUUUAUGUUUCAUUGAGUAGAAGUAGAAGUAGUGAUAAUUUUAAAAUGUUGGUAAAAAACCAUCCAAAACAGGGCGAACUCAUUGGUGGUAGCAGUGACGGAUCUACAAUAUUGGGGCUCUGA